Molecule: messenger RNA, 516 nt
Organism: Leishmania mexicana MHOM/GT/2001/U1103
Lineage: Eukaryota; Euglenozoa; Kinetoplastea; Trypanosomatida; Trypanosomatidae
Exons: 1
Coding region: 1-516 (171 amino acids)
Source: RefSeq, a predicted model, not a curated record
AUGUGGGACCUCUCCAUCACCAGAGUGUUCCAGGCGUACUGCGCAGGAGCUGUUCUCUUCGAGGUUCCCGUGAUUGUGAGGCUGCUAAGUGGUGAUAUGCCGCUGCCAAAGGCCGGUGCCUGGGUCGACGACAAGGACUACUACACAAACAAUAAGCCGCUGGUAUACGUGUUUGUUGCCAUGCUGGCGUGCCUCGUCGUGUCGCGCGGGAUGGCGUGCGCACUACCGAAGUCACGCAUCAUCAUUACCUACCUCGUCGUCGUCCACACAUUCGAGGCAGGGCUCUACCUCUACUGCUGCAGCCACAAGGAGGAUGCGCCAAACAGCGAAGUAUACAUUAUGGGCACGCUGAUGGUGAUGAACAUUUUUCUAUUUGCUGCUCGACUGGUGCAGCUGAAGACGCAACUCACAAGAGCCGAGAUCGCCGAUCUCAAGAGGCGGCAGGAGCAACUCGCCAUCAUUCGCAAGAAGCGCGCGGACUACGCAAAGAACAAGGAGGAAAAAAAGAACAAGUGA